AUGCAGCCAUCCGGGACUAACUUUAGCAGCAGCGACUCAGAAAUCGACGAGGAGUAUCCGCUCAUGGCCUCCGUAGAAGCGCAGAUGCGGGAUGUUACCAUGAGCGCAUCAAACAGCCGCUUUCUGAACCUUCCAGGUGGUGUGUACGUCCUCCCAACCACCCAGAACCUAGCUAAGUCAGUACCUACAGAACUACGCAAUAAGAUAUACAGCUUCUGCAUCGAUGCAGACCCCGUCCCACUGCGUCUCCGUCACGAUGACCCGAUCAAACCGGUAGGAGGAUGGCGCUGCUUUACACAGACGUGUCGGCAAAUCCGAAAGGAGUUCCAUAUCAUCUACAUGACUGAAACUGCGUUCCGCCUAGAAUCCACUUACCACUACGCCCGAUACAUCCGCGAUUUCUAUCCGCCUAGCGAUGAGGCCACGAUGCUGCGCUACCGUGGACACAUCAUCAGCGUAGUUGGACAUGGCCGCGACGAGGAUAUGGAUGUAGACGAGUUCUAUGAUGCAGACAUCGCGCGCGUAGUCUCGCUUGUCGCGCGCUCACCAAAGCUCCGCUUUACCUUCGAACUCCAGAAGGAUCUGAAGAAACACAACAACGGAGUUUGUAUCGCACAGGUGAACAGUAUGCUCGCGUUAUUCGCUGAUCAAUCCCACUCAAAGUGGCGCGAGAUGGCCAAUUCGAUCAAGGAAAUGAGGCUCCGGGUUCGAUUUCACAGCUCUGCACUCCGAAUCACCAUGGAUCAACACAUGGCUAGGAAGUGGAAGCCUACGGCUUACGAGAUGUGGAAUGAAGCAGCUCAGCCUACGCGUGGCAUACGUGAAUUUAGGCUCGCAUACCCUGACCCGAACCCCCAGGAGCGUUCAUACGGGUAUCGGCACAGUUUUUGGUUCGACGAUGAUAAGGAUAAGACUAAAAGUUGGUUUUGGCGAUUGUGA
Messenger RNA from Alternaria incomplexa, 939 nucleotides. RefSeq lists its product as uncharacterized. The coding region runs from base 1 to 939 and encodes 312 amino acids. NCBI's taxonomy places the organism in Eukaryota, Fungi, Ascomycota, Dothideomycetes, Pleosporales, Pleosporaceae. The record is from RefSeq and is a predicted model, not a curated record. The transcript has 2 exons.